Rattus rattus (black rat) is the source of this 924-nucleotide messenger RNA. RefSeq names its product olfactory receptor 5V1-like. Gene Ontology annotation, cellular component: membrane. Gene Ontology annotation, molecular function: G protein-coupled receptor activity; olfactory receptor activity. NCBI's taxonomy places the organism in Eukaryota, Metazoa, Chordata, Mammalia, Rodentia, Muridae. Gene Ontology annotation, biological process: G protein-coupled receptor signaling pathway. The record is from RefSeq and is a predicted model, not a curated record.
AUGGCCAAUCUCUCUGCAGUAUCUGUGUUCAUUCUCCAAGGCUUCUCCACUGUUCCUGCAUUACAGUUGCUGAGCAUGGCCAUCUUUCUUCUCAUAUACCUGGCUGCGGUUCUGGGGAACGUCUCUAUCCUGAUAGCUGUGACUCUUGACCCCCAUCUGCACACACCCAUGUACUUCUUCAUCAAACACCUCUCCCUGGUGGAUCUCUGUUCUACAUCCACCACCCUGCCCCCCCUGGUGGCUACCAUGGCAGAUACCAAAGAGAUAUCCCUCCCAGCCUGUGCAUCUCAACUCUUUGCUUUUGUCUGCUUUGGCUCUCUGGAAUGUUUUCUCAUCACUUCCAUGGCCUUUGACCGCUGUCUAGCCAUCUCCAGGCCCCUGACAUAUGGUAUUACCAUGAGUUCUCAGAUCUGUGUCUUUCUGGUAGUGGUGGCCUGGGUCAGUGGGCUCCUCUUUUCUACCUUCCACAUGGUCAACACUUUCUCCUUGCCCUUCUGUGGCCCCAACGUGAUUGAUCACUUCUUCUGUGACAUUCCCCCACUCAUGCAUCUAGCCUGUGGUGACACCCAAGGCCACGAGGCUGCAGGUUUUAUAGUUAGUGGCUGUGUCAUCAUGACUUGCUUUGCCCUCACCUGCCUGUCUUAUGUUCUUAUUGUAUACACAGUGGUUCACAUCCGUUCUGCAGCUGGGCGCUGGAAGGCCUUUUCCACAUGUUCCUCCCAUCUGGCCACAGUGCUUCUGUUUUAUGGCACUGGAAGUUCAGCCUACAUGCAGCCCACAGCUCACUACUCCCCACUGCAAGGGCGCAUGGCUGCCAUAUUCUAUUCUAUCCUCACACCAACUCUGAAUCCACUUAUCUACAGCCUGAGAAACAAGGACAUGACAGCAGCUCUGAGGAAGCUUUCUGCACAGAUUCCAUCAUAA